AUGCGGCCCCUCCGCUUCCUCCUCGCCCUCACCACCAGCAUCCUCGCCUUCCUGCUCCUCCUCUACCUCGGCCCCUGGCGCUCCCCCUCCUCCCCUUCCUCGACCCCCCACUCCCAAAACACCCUCACCUCCUACUUCAACUGGCGCACCCCGUCCUCGCUCUUCCCACCUUCCGCAAUCAUCAGCCUCACCGACGACAACUCGACCUUCUUCCUCGCUCGUCCCGCGGCUUUCGGCCCGCUGAUACCGGCGAAGAGUCUGAGCGGUCAACUGUGGAUUGGCAGCGGGUUUGGGGAUGAUCAUUUAGGCCGCACGGGAGCAGGUGGUGGGGGUUUGGAGGGGGAGUUGGGGUGUAGUGAUGUGCCCGGGUGGAGCGAUGGGGGAUAUGUUGGAUUGCAAGGGAAGAGUCUGGGGGAGGCGAAGAGUUCGUGGGCUGAGGGGCAGAAGAUGGCGGGGACGAAGAAGCGGAAGCGGGAUGAGGGUGUUGGGGACGAGGAGGAGGGGGGAGAAGAGGGGGAGGGGGUGGUAAGGGAUGAUGGGACGGAUGAUCAUUUGCAUCAUCCUCUGCCUGCGUCGGAUGGGGGGAGGGAUGGCGGAGCGAAGAAGGCGGCGCAUGCGGAUAUUCAGAGCUUGCAGGAGAGUGCCGAGAUUGCUGGGAAGGUGGUGCUGCUGAGUCGAGGGGGGUGUGGGUUCUUGGAGAAGGUCAAGUGGGUGCAGAGACGGGGAGGGGUGGCGCUGAUUGUGGGAGAUGAUAUAAGAGGAGGACCGUUGGUCACGAUGUAUGCGCGGGGGGAUACGUCGAAUGUUACGAUCCCUUCGCUGUUUACUUCGUAUACGACGGCGCACUUGCUUUCGAGCUUGAUACCGUCUGGUGGAGCGGUUGACAACAUUACUCCGGAGGACGCGAGGAGACUUGGUCUAGCAUUGGGCGGGAAGGCAGACAAGCAGGAGGGUGAAGGUCAGAACGGAGAGGCUGCGGACCAGCCCAACUUCACGACCUCCUCAUCCACGACGGGGCCUUCGAUGGUUUCGGAAAGCGAGAACACGCAGGACAGCGGCCACGACUCGGGCAACGAGCAGCAGGACCAGUCGCGGACUGGCUGGCUCUCUUCUUUGUUUGGACGCACGCGAAAAGUCUCGCCGGACACUCGAACAUCACGCAAAGACCAGGUAGGCUGGGUGCUACAAGAAGAAUUCGACGAUGAGGAAGUCUUGAAGUACGGCAAGAAGCAGACGACUACGAGCAUGGCAGCUGCAGCGCAGUCUAUUCCUCCUGGGAGUGACUCAGGCGACGGCUUCGUGAUUGGCGUGCAGGACUGGCGAGAUCCUGAUCUGGUUGCACAUCAGAGGGAGCAGCUGCAGCCACCAUCUACCUCUAUUGAGGAGGUGGCAGAGAGUAGCAGCGCCCCUCCGUCGGGUGAUCCAAGAGUGGACAGCAUCACUCCCGGCAGCGGCGAAUACGCCAGAUUGAUGCACGAUGCAGCCAAUGCACCCGAUGGACAGAACGACAACCACGACAGUACUCACUCAGACGAGCAACAGAACGCUGCCCGGCAUUCGAAAGGCUGGCUCAGCCGUCUCUUCCACUCCCCCUCACAACCCGACACACCCUCCUCCCCACCCACCACCCACGGCAAGGAGACAACCAUAUCAGCCUCCCACCUCAAACCCCACACCGCCAACGACGCCGAACCCCACACCGGCCUCUGGGUCACCCUAACGCCCACCUCCAUCUCCACCUCCCCCCUCUUCGACACCCUGCUCGUCCUCGUCGUCUCCCCGCUCGUCACGCUGACGGUCGUCUACGCCCUGCUCUUACUGCGCUCGCGCAUAAGACGGCGUCGAUGGCGGGCGCCGAAGUCAGUGGUGGAGAGGCUGCCCGUGCGGACGUACCAGACCAUGUCUAGCACCGGCACCACGACCUCGUCAGCUACAUCUUCGAUCUCCUCGCCCGCGAGCGCGAGCGCAACGACCCCGCUCCUCCCCGUCUCAGGCGCGCGACCGAUCCGCUCCCGUCCGCGUUCGCGCACGACGCCUGAAGGGCCCGUGGUAGCGGGUUCGUCUCUGCGCUCUGGAGAUGGCAUGGCGAGUCCGUCGCUGGAGCAAGUGGAAGAGAAGCAGCGGCAAGCGGGUCUGUCCGAGUGGAGGAGGAGGUACGGCGGCAAGCAACGGGAAUGCGUGGUGUGUCUGGAGGAGUACGUGGAUGGGGUGAGCCGGGUGAUGAGUCUGCCCUGCGGGCAUGAGUUUCAUGUGGAGUGCAUUACCCCUUGGUUAACAACGAGGCGGCGCACCUGCCCGAUCUGCAAAGGCGACGUCGUGCGCUCGCUCACCGGGCACUCAUCCUCCUCUCCUGCCCAGGGAGCCGACGAGUCCACCCCUCACGCCGAGUCACACGACGACGAGGAAGCGGAGGAGGGAGAAGAGUUACUGCAAGAGCAAGUGGCGGUCACGCGGAACGAUGACCCGGAGGCCGCGCAGCCGGUUAGUCGGGACGAUGAGAUGUUUGAGGAUUUGGAGAGGGGGGUUGGUGGGGGGAGGACGCGGUGA
This is a messenger RNA of Saxophila tyrrhenica, 2547 nucleotides long. RefSeq lists its product as uncharacterized. Bases 1 to 2547 code for a protein of 848 amino acids. Gene Ontology annotation, biological process: ubiquitin-dependent protein catabolic process. The transcript is spliced from 2 exons. Lineage: Eukaryota; Fungi; Ascomycota; Dothideomycetes; Mycosphaerellales; Extremaceae. Gene Ontology annotation, molecular function: ubiquitin protein ligase activity; zinc ion binding. The record is from RefSeq and is a predicted model, not a curated record.